Messenger RNA from Hemicordylus capensis (graceful crag lizard), 589 nucleotides. Its product is annotated as 16 kDa beta-galactoside-binding lectin-like. Gene Ontology annotation, molecular function: carbohydrate binding; laminin binding. NCBI's taxonomy places the organism in Eukaryota, Metazoa, Chordata, Lepidosauria, Squamata, Cordylidae. Bases 140 to 553 code for a protein of 137 amino acids. The record is from RefSeq and is a predicted model, not a curated record. The transcript has 4 exons.
CAGUUUUUAUAGGCAUGCCUCUGAUUGGUUUGAAGGAAAAGGAAGCCCAUCCCAGGCCACUGUUUAAAACUCAGACUGAGCAAGUAGGAACUUACUCUUGCAGUGUGUUUGUCUGAAGCUGAGUCACACAGGCUUAACAAUGGACUCUCAACUGGUUCUUUCUCAGUUGAAGAUCAAAGCUGGCGAUUCCAUCAAACUGAAGGGGAAAGUGCCAACAGAGGCCAAAGGUUUUGCCAUUAAUCUGGGCCGGGAUGGCUCUGAUCUGAUGCUUCAUUUUAACCCUCGCUUUGAGAGUGGUGGAGACACCAGGACCAUUGUGUGCAACUCCAUGGCAGGUGGAAAGUGGGGUGAGGAGAUGCGGGAGUCUGCAUUCCCCUUCCAGCAAGGAGAGGAGGUCAAGAUCUGCCUCUCCUUUGAUGCCAAGGAGGUAACAGUGAAAAUGCCUGGAGACCAGGAGAUCAAGUUCCCCAACCGACUAGGGCUGGAGUCUGCAGAAUUCCUCUCAGUGGAUGGAGACUUCAAGACCACAUUUCUUAAGUUUGAUAAGCAAUAAUCUGCAAAUAAAGCAAAACAUGAGGCUGAUAAGUAA